Molecule: messenger RNA, 222 nt
Organism: [Torrubiella] hemipterigena
Lineage: Eukaryota; Fungi; Ascomycota; Sordariomycetes; Hypocreales; Clavicipitaceae
Source: the annotation of a GenBank genome assembly
AUGCUUGCCAAUGGCCGCACUGACGAUCCGUUGGAUUCGGCAGAGCUGCUUUGCUACGGGUCUAAAGACUUACAACUUGUUCUACAACGUUACCUCAAAAGGUUUCUGAGUUCUGAGACCAGUUCGCAUUUCAGCACGACACGUUUCCCACCGGCAACUAAGCCACCAGCCGACGACGCAUACAACCCCCGUCGUCUGCUCAACACUUUUGACCAAGAAUAG